AUGCCCAGAGAUAUCAACGACCUUUGCAUUGACACCAUCCGUGUACUUUCUGCUGAUGUAGUAGCCAAAGCCAAGUCUGGUCACCCAGGUGCUCCUAUGGGUUGUGCUCCAAUGGCACACGCCUUGUUCAAGGACUUUAUCAAUGUAAACCCAAAGCAUUCUCACUGGCCUAACCGUGAUCGCUUCUUGCUGUCAAAUGGUCACGCCUGUGCUUUGCAGUAUAUUCUCCUUCACUUCCUCGGGUUUGACUUGACAAUGAAUGAUCUCAAGGACUUUCGUAUGGUCGGGAGUCGUACACCUGGUCAUCCUGAAAGAGGUCACACUGAUGGUGUAGAGGUUACAACUGGCCCUCUUGGUCAGGGUAUUGCCAAUGCCGUAGGUCUUGCUAUUGCAGAGACUCACAUGGCUGCCACCUACAACAAACCCAACUAUCCAAUCGUGGAUCACUUUACCUACGUAAUUCUUGGUGAUGGCUGUCUUCAAGAAGGUGUCCAGUCUGAAGCCUGUUCAUUGGCUGGUCAUCUUCAGUUGGGUAAACUUAUUGCACUGUAUGAUGAUAACCAGAUCACAAUCGAUGGUGAUACUGCUGUCUCUUUCACCGAAAAUGUCUUGCAGCGUUUCGAAAGCUAUGGCUGGCACACAUUGACUGUCACUGAUGGUGACCACAACAUCAACUCUAUCAAACAGGCUAUCGAAGAAGCCAAGAAAGUGACUGACAAGCCAACUCUCAUCAAGAUCAGAACCACAAUUGGUUUUGGAUCAGAGUUCCAGGGUGAAGAAAAGGUUCACGGAAGUCCAUUAUCUGCUGAUGAUAUUAUUCAGCUCAAGAAAAAGUUUGGAUUCAAUCCCGACGAAAAAUUCGUUGUUCCUCAAGAAGUCUAUGACUUUUACCACAACAUUGCCCACAGAGGAGCAAAGGCCCAGGAGCAGUGGAACUCGCUGUUUGACAAGUACGCGGACGAGUACCCCAAGGAGGCCCAGGACUUUAAGCGUCGCAUGGAAGGAAAGCUUCCCGAGGGCUGGAAGGAUGCCUUACCUCGCUACACUCCAGAGGAUUCCCCGAUGGCAACCCGCAAGUUGUCCGAGGCCUUGCUCAACAAGAUCGCGGACGUGAUUCCAGAACUCAUGGGUGGUUCUGCUGAUCUGACAGGAUCAAACAAUACCCGUUGGAAGACAGCCGUUGAUUUCCAAGCUCCUUCGACUCAGUUGGGUGAUUACUCUGGACGCUAUAUUCGUUACGGUGUUCGUGAACAUGGUAUGAAUGCCAUUAUGAAUGGUAUGGCUGCCUACCAAGGUAUCAUUCCAUUCGGAGGAACUUUCCUCAACUUCUUGACUUAUGGCUGGGGUGCAGCUCGCCUGAGCGCUUUGGCCAAGCUCCGUGUGAUCUACGUAAUGACCCACGACUCCAUUGGUCUCGGUGAAGACGGACCCACUCACCAGCCUAUCGAGACUCUUGCCUUGACCCGCGCCACCCCACAGAUGCUGACCUUCCGCCCAGCAGACGGUAACGAGGUCUCGGGCGCUUACCUGAUUGCCAUUGACCGCAACGACUACCCGUCCGUGAUUGCCCUGACUCGCCAGAACUUGCCUCAGCUCAAGGGAUCCUCUGUCGAGGCUGUCCAGAAAGGUGGAUACGUGCUUCAGUCUUCGGCUCCAAAGGGCACCAAGCCCGACGUGAUUGUGCUCGGUACCGGAUCAGAAGUACCCAUUGCCCUGGCAGCAACCGAACUCUUGCAGAAAAGGGGAAUCACGACUAGUCUGGUGUCCAUGCCAUGCACAGAGCUGUUUGAUGAGCAGCCGUUGGAGUACAGACAGUCGGUCCUGCUCAAGGGAGUUCCGGUAGUUUCGGUCGAAGCCUUGUCUACCUUUGGCUGGCAAAAGUAUUCGCAUGCUCAGGUUGGCAUGACCACCUUUGGUUCAUCUGGACCUUAUGAAGAAGUCUACAAGCACUUCAAGAUCACUCCAGAGCAUGUUGCCGAGGUUGCUGAGGAUGCUAUUAAAUACUUCAAGGGACAUGGUUUUGUUCCUGAAUUGUUCCCUCAGUUUGCCCCUUGUACAUAA
Molecule: messenger RNA, 2061 nt
Organism: Phycomyces blakesleeanus NRRL 1555(-)
Lineage: Eukaryota; Fungi; Mucoromycota; Mucoromycetes; Mucorales; Phycomycetaceae
Exons: 10
Coding region: 1-2061 (686 amino acids)
Biological process (GO): pentose-phosphate shunt
Cellular component (GO): cytosol
Molecular function (GO): transketolase activity
Source: RefSeq, a predicted model, not a curated record